This is a messenger RNA of Brassica rapa (field mustard), 4676 nucleotides long. Its product is annotated as probable lysophospholipase BODYGUARD 3. The record is from RefSeq and is a predicted model, not a curated record. Lineage: Eukaryota; Viridiplantae; Streptophyta; Magnoliopsida; Brassicales; Brassicaceae.
CUUAAGAGGUGGGGGUCUAUCUGGUGGUGGGUUAUUAUUCAUCAUUUGCUAACAACAAAACGAAACUAACAAUGAAAACUAAACCGCAUGCAAAGACAAAGACAUCAAAAACGAUAUGCAUAGCCAUCUUCAAUAACAAACUAUGUUAAUACAUCAAGAACAACCUCAUGAUAAUUACAUAGAGUAUGCAACUAGUGCACACAAAGUCAACAAACACAAUUUUCAACAAUUUCAUAGAGAUUGAAUAUCACUUAAUAGAAAUAAAAAGUAGAGAAGAAAAUAAUGUCAGAGAUUCUUACGCGAAAGAUAACAGAAGAUCUCGAUUCAUUUUGAGUUCAACUCAAACACUAAUUUCUCUUGCCUCUUGGAUUGAAUUUGAGAACUCUCAAAUUUAUGAUUUUCAAAAUUUUUAAAGAAGAUAUUAUACAUAUUUAGCAAUGUUUUUUUUUUUUUAAUUUAUACAUAUUCAAAAGUGUCUUUCUAAAUAUAUUUAUAAUUUAGAUGCAGCUUCAGGAAGGCGUCAUGCAUAUUUAGAAAUAUUUUCCUAAACUUUUAAAAAAUUAGGAGCUUUUUAAAAAAAUUAUGAAAAAUGCUUUGAAAACAUAUUUAUUUAUAUUUAGUUAGAUUAUUUUUAUAAAUCAUAGUUUCAAAAAUAAAAAGAAAUAUAAUAUCGAUGGUAUAUGCGAAUUUGGAUUUGGUUUUAUUUGUGAUAUAUUUAUAGAACUAGAAAAUGAUUGAAUUAAAGUGUGAGGGCUGAAGAUGUAUCUUUGUUUUGAGUAAAGUUAUGGUGAUAACUAGAUAUCUCCAUAUCCCUAACGCAUUUAAAUUUUGUUUUGUUAGGAUGCAUCCCCUAUGAACAUGCACGACACAUUGUUGGCAAAGUGUAUAACUUUCAAUAAAUUAUUAAAUCAUAUAGUGAUGAUAUGUUUGUACGCCUUAACUAUGAAGUGUAUAUAUACAAAUACAUUAUAAAUCACCGAAGAACGUUUCAAGUGAUUCUUCACUCGAAAGGACAUGUAUAGUGGAUUUGAAUCAUUAGGUCUUUAAUUUGUGUGUUUUUAGUUUUGUUAGACUUGAUAUAAUUAAAAUAUUUAAUCUCAAAGCUUUUGAAGCAAAGACUCAUCAACCGCUAGGUUACAGAAGGUCCAAAAAGAUACUGUUUAGCAUAAAUUCUAUAGUUUCCAUCCUCUGUAAUGUAUAAACCUAAGGAAAUUGAUAUGGUGGUUUCUUACUAUUAAAGUAGUUAUACAAUAUCUUUUGCAAAGAGAAAAGCUUUAAGCAGUUAGAUAAGAAAGUUUGGAUUAGCAAGUUUUAGUGGAUCAAGAAAAUAUUACAACUAAGAAGAGAAGUUGAUUGGAGUGUGAAUGAGUGAGUAUGAUAAAGCCAAGUCAUAGAGAAAGAACAAAUUUUAGAUUUGAUUCAUUCACAAGAUGGUUCAACUACCACCUACCUCUUCUUAUAGCGUCUCUAGUUACUAGAGUCUAAACAAUUUACUUUAUUUCAUCUUUUUCAUAUAUACUUUUUGUCAACUUUUCAUAUUAUACUUAUAUAUAUAUGUUUAUUUAAUGUUUUGUAUUUCUGGUGUAAAUCAACAUCCAAUAUUAAGAAUUUUAAAGAAAAAUAAAAAAGCAUUAUCGACAUAACAAUUUAACACAUUUUAAAUUUAUAUUAUUAAUAAUAUUUUUAUUUUAAGAAAUAAUUUUUAAUUCCCUAUAUUUUUAACUAAAACAUCUUAAAUUAUGGAUAUUUGUUGAUGAAGUGGAAUAAUUUUGGAGCCUUCACGAAAAGCGUAAUUAAUAUUUAUGGUUCUGCUAUAACGUUUUCAGCUCACCAAGUGUAACAAAUUUUGUUUUCAUGCAUUUUUAGAAAUGAAUUUUGUGAACGGAAACUAUGUCCUAAUUUUCGAUAAUAGCGUCACCAAACUAAAAUGUCAGUUUAAUCGGUACCAAAUGUGAGCAUAGUAAGUCGAUUACAUGGAAAACAAAUUUUCUUGAUCCACUAGAUUUUAAUGAUGACUUGGGAAAACAAAACUCAAACAAUUUGAGAAAAAACAAAUACUAGCACUGUAUAAAUGGAAUACAUAAAAAAUAUUCUACGGUUGUUCAAAAAAAAAAAAAUUUCUACGAUUCUCCAAUUAGUUCUCUUACACGCUUUCGUUACUACACCUUUGGAAUCUGUAUUUUCUAUCAGAAGUCACCAAUCUUUUUUUUUCUUUUUGGUUCUCAAUCUUAAAAAAAAAAAUCUAUUCACCAUAUUCCUAUGAUAUGUAUACAUAAAAUCACGAAAAAUCCAUAACAAGAUGUCCAAAAAUAUCCACAACCACACGGUGUUGUUUUCCCUUUUUUUUUAUCUAUUUCUUGACGUCUCCCAUUUCUCUACCAAUUUCUUACCAUAUAUUAUGUAGAAUAUGGUGCAUAUCAUAUGUAACCCUCGGGUCACAAUUUCCCAUAUCUCUCCGUAGAUUCCUCUUCUCAACUCUCAAACAUAGAGAGAGUGAGAGAGAGAAAGAGAGAGCAAAUAAGACAAGGCGAACAACCUCUCACAUAGUUCUCUCUUCUCAAAUAUUACAAGAGAGAGGGAGAGAGAUACUUGUGGAUAUAAUCUAAGUUCAAGUUCAUGCAUGGGUGCGAUGAGGACAAGGUCAGCAUCAGUAGGGAGAUGGGUGAACGAGGUCGUGAGUUUUGUUGUGUUUUGUCUGUUGGACAUCUUUGAUUAUUUGCUCUGUCUUCUCUACAAAACAGCUGAUUAUCUCCUCGAAGCAGAGUGGAAGCCUUGCUAUUGCUUGUCACCCAAGAAACUCAUCACCACAAGUCGAGGGAACAUCCUCUUAUCCCAUAACAAUUGUGAAUCCAAGAUCCUCACUGUUUCUCCGCUGCAACAACUUAGCGGACGUUCCAAGAUUGAGCUAGAGGAGAUCUCAGAGACUCUGUAUUCUCGUCCUUCUCUUCUAUCAGAUCACCUCUCUAAGCUCUCCAUUAUAGAUCUCACAAAAUGGGUAGUGAAUAUGACUCGGUCACAUUCUGAUUGUGGCGAGAUCAAGACAAGUAAGAAAAGAAGGAAAACGUUGAAGUCGAGCUUCACUGUCGUUGAGAUGCUUCAAGGCAAGAUCAGACCGCAGAAUUUGAGCCAACAAAUCUCGAGAUGGUCGGAUUGUGAUUGUGGAUUUUGUACUUGUUGGAAUUCAACUUGUGUCAAAGAUCAGUCCCUUUUUGUCAAAACUCAGUUCCCUAACGGUAAUAUUGAGAAUGAAGACGUGUUGUUCAUCCACGGCUUCAUAUCUUCAUCGGCGUUUUGGACAGAGACGGUAUUUCCAAGGUUGUCGAAAUCCAAGUAUAGACUAUUUGCCGUAGAUCUCUUAGGGUUUGGGAAGAGCCCUAAGCCUGCGGAUUCACUCUACACGAUGAGAGAGCAUGUGGAGAUGAUCGAGAAAUCGGUAUUGCUUAAACACAAUGUGAAGUCGUUCCACAUUGUGGCUCACUCUUUGGGUUGCAUAUUGGCUCUUGGUUUAGUCGCUAAGCACGGUGGUUCCAUCAAGUCACUAACCCUCCUCGCUCCGCCGUACCAUCCGGUGCCGACGACGGAGGCGGAGCCAAGGCAGUACGUGAUGAAGAAGGUUGCACCACGGAGGAUUUGGCCGCCCAUAGCGUUUGGAGCGUCGAUGGCUUGUUGGUAUGAACACAUUAGCCGUACCAUUUGUCUUCUCAUCUGCAAGAACCAUCGUCUUUGGCAAUUUCUUGCCAAACUCAUCACCCGUAAUAAUAGGACAGUGAACUUUCUAAUAGAAGGGUUUAUGUGCCACACGCAUAACGCGGCGUGGCACACUCUACACAACAUAAUAUGUGGAGUAGGGAGCAAACUGGAUUCGUAUUUGGACAUCGUACGAGACAAACUGAAGUGUAAUGUCACCAUCUUCCAUGGAAGAGACGAUGAGGUAGUACCUGUUGAGUGUAGCUACAAUGUUCAAAGUCGGAUUCCUCGAGCACGUGUUAAGGUUGUUGAGAACAAAGAUCACAUAACUUUAGUUGUCGGAAGGCAAGUGGAGUUUGCUAAAGAGCUCGAGGAGAUUUGGAAGAGCUCUUCUUGCUAAAACCAGGUUGUGGUUACUAUCAAUUGAUCAAAUAUAUAUGAAGGGUUUUUUUUUUUUACAAAAAUUUAAGCGAAAGUCUUUUGACUGUCAUUAAGUACUGAAUAUUUUAUGUUACUUGGCUAUUAUUUGUUGUGAGUUGGGAAAGAAGAGUAAUAAUAGUUUUACUAUGCGUAUUAAUAUUAUUGUGAUGACUUGCUUAUGUGAAGAACCACAGAGUUUAAAUCUGCCGCUCCCUCUUUUUUUUUUUCCUUUUUUGUUCAAAGCCAUUACACUUCAGAGAAUCUUUAUGUGGUCUUUGCCAAGAGUUUGUUUCACUUUCUUAGGGUGAGAAAGUUACCCCUAUCCCACUACUACGUGGAAUCAUUUAUAAGAUCUGCAACCGUGUCUCUAGAGUCACUAGACUUUGCUACAUUAACAGAGCUUUCAACCAUUAUAGAUCUACCAUUGCCAACCAAAUACCAUAACCCUCUCCACAUAAUAAAAUCCCUUAUGCUUCUCCAAACAUACGAAGUGAUAAUUAUACAUGACAGUCUGAUUCAUUCAACCAUAACUAAACCAUAGUUUUUGUUUGCCAACCAAAAAAAAAAAA